This is a messenger RNA of Lachnellula hyalina, 1938 nucleotides long. RefSeq names its product Calcium influx-promoting protein (gene ehs1). Lineage: Eukaryota; Fungi; Ascomycota; Leotiomycetes; Helotiales; Lachnaceae. Gene Ontology annotation, biological process: calcium ion import across plasma membrane. Bases 1 to 1938 code for a protein of 645 amino acids. Gene Ontology annotation, molecular function: calcium channel activity; protein binding. The transcript has 2 exons. The record is from RefSeq and is a predicted model, not a curated record.
AUGCCCCUCACCAAGCUCAGCCCACUACAGUCGCGGCUCGCAGCAUCCCUCAUAGCAUCACUUCUACUCUUGCUGUUAUACUUUACGUUUGCGUCUCCUCACUUUGCAUAUGCCACCGACGUCGAUUCAAUACGACCCGAAGAUCACAACCACGAGCGGUUACUGGAGAGGCCGUUUCUGGAUGUCGAUAUGGAAGAGUUGGAACGGGGAGAGAUAUCAUACGAGGCAGAAUUCAUAGGUGUCGAUCGGGGAAUCAUUGGCAGAGCUCCUACAGGCAAUGAGCCUAAAGAAGUAAUUAACAAUCGUCUAGAGACGACAAACAUUGCCUUGGGACAAACGGUGUCGUAUAUCUUCUCUAAUGCCUCGCUAUAUGGCGAGAAAUCGACAACGAAAGCUUUUUUAUCUCCUUUGCGGAUUCAAGGACGAGAUUUUGAGGAAGAUGAAUUAGAAGACGACAGUCAAGAGAGUGGGGACCUCAAACUGAAAGCUAGACAGUCGAGCUCAAAUUCUCGAACAUUAUAUAUUUCUGUCACUGCUUGCGUUCAGCCAACAGCACUUGAUACUAGCAUACAUGUACCCCCGCCGCAACUUCAGUUGUAUGUAUCACAGUCAGCAAACAAUACCAAUCCUGGUCCUGGGACAUCUCCUCAGGAUAUGAUCGAGUUGGAAGGAGGCUAUGUGAUGCUCGCCCUCAAUGCUACAGGCGAUGUUUACUUUGGGGUCUUCGGCAACAAUAACACCCAAACAACAUAUACAGACCAUCCUUGGGAGGUUGAGAUCGCGGCCUCUAUUGAUGCUCCUUACCAUUAUUAUUACGAUUCGUCGGAUAAUCUUUCACUGGUGGAUAGCGACACAGGCUCUGCAUUAUUACUUGCUGGUAACCCGAUGAAGCUCGACGGAGAUGGCCAAAACCACGCUAAAUGGAUGGACGUUUCAACACCGUUUAGUCUAUUUGCCCGGGACAUGAGUGAUCAAUCUAUCGUAGGGCUUGAAAAUUCCUACUGCGCCUGGACGAAGGGGGAGCCGGGGAUCCAAGUGGGAAGUUCUGUGGCCAAGCGGGAAGUUGACCAGUUGCCUGAUGAGCAAUUCUACGUCCAAGGUCUGUCUGGUGGUUCAAAAUACCGUGCCGCCCUCGCUAUGAAUGGGAACUCGACGAGUUCUGGAUCCGGCAUCGUUGGAGGUGGAGGUAUUGUCUUCCGAGCGACAAACUUCAGUACCCUCUCAGAUGGAAACUGUGCUGUAAUUACCAACCUAUCCUUCUGUGAUGCGGUGUCAUACGCGGUCCCAAGCAAUCCAACAAAGUUUCCCAAUUCGACAGCCUUGGCCGACUUCUACGAUAACUAUGCCAGGCAACAAUUCGGAUAUUUUCAGAAUGUUUUGAAUAUGACACCUUGUGAAACGACUGGAUCCGCUCAGUACUCUCUCGCCCGCAACUGUGAUAAUUGCACUACAGCAUAUAAGGAGUGGUUAUGUGCAGUUGCAAUCCCGCGCUGCACUGAAAACUCGACCGAUUCCCAAGACUAUCUUCGAGUGCGUGCAAUGGGCUACCCGUUCCCAAAUGGGUCGUAUCACCCGGAUUAUGUCGAACUAGGUGCUCAAGGUGCAUUUGUCAGGAAUUCACGCAACCCAGUGAUUGACGCGAAUGUAACGUCUGGACCAUAUAAGGAGCUUCUUCCAUGUGAAGAUUUAUGCUACCAUGUGGUUCAAAGCUGCCCCGCUUCGAUGACUUUCGAUUGCCCACUACCUGGCAGUAUUUCGUUCAACCAAAGUUAUGGGCAAAUCAAUGGUGCAUUUAGUAAUUCGUCGACAGGUGAAAUGACCCCAGCUCAUUGCAAUUACCCGGGGCCGCUUCCUUCGCUAUCCGCUGGUAGUCUGGCAUUACCUUCGCAGGUGCUAAUGGUUCUCAUGUUGGUUGCAAUGGGGACAGUGUACAUAUGA